AUGCACAAUUCUUUAAGCGAAACCUGGGGCGACGCUCACACAGAUCGGCUGCCAUCCACGGUGGAACAAUUUCAUGAUUCUCUUGUCAAUUAUUCCGACAACAUCGCCUUAAUCUGUACCCAUCAAGAUGCGGGCCUUUACGGCAUCUCGACCAGAGAUUGUUCAUUCAAAGAUGCUCAGAGUGCGCCGUACCUCCGUUGGACAUUUCAAGAUUUGAAACUGGGAGUUUCCCGGCUGGAGGGAAGCCUAAGGUCACUGGGUGUCAAGACAGGCACACCGAUCAUCACACUACUUCCAAACUGCGCGGAGUUUGUCUUGACAUGGUGGGCAGCCAUGGAGAUUGGAGCCUUCGUGGCUCCUCUGGAUCCAAGCCGACUGUCAAACGCAAGUGAGACCAAGAACAACCUUGAAACAAUAAUGAAAGUAGCAGACGAUAAGCCGCCCGUCAUCGUUGCCUUUGACGCUGAAUCUCUCGACUUCCCGGGCAUUUCGUCGAUUCCGAGACAGGCAGCGAUUGUCGUGUCUACCACCAGGGGAACUGAGAGCCAUGCUUUGUUCAAAGACCUGAUGAUGACCUCACAAGAUGCAGACAUUGAUUUAACCAAAAGGGUGGAGCACGAAGUCACCCCACCUGGCCGGAGUUGCAUCCUCUUCACCAGUGGGUCAACCUCCUUGCCCAAGGGUGUGAUUCGCAGGCCGAACCUCCAGGCAUCUUUUGCGCGGGAUGUGUUCAGGACGCCCGGGUAUGAAACUCUACCUGGAGAUCUCUGGUGUUGUGUAACGCCAAACAAUCACUGUGUUGGCAUCAACAGUUUGAUUUCCCCCAUGUUGGUGGGCGCCGGCGUCUUGUACCCAGGGGAGGCCUUUUCAGCGGAGGCCACGGCCCAGGCACUUUUGCAAGAAAGAUGCACGCACAUGAUCAUGGUGCCAACCAAUGUCAGCCUGAUUGCAGAGUAUCUCGCGGAAGACACUGGCGAUAUGCGCACAAGCUUGAAGGCUGUGGCGCUGGCCGGGUCUCCGCCAACGAUCCAAACCGUUGAGACAUGCUUGCAGGCCCUUGGAACGCGCGGUGUUUGCGUCCGAUAUGGGAGUACAGAAGGCCUGGCCUGUGACAGUGAGAUUGUGUCAAAUAUGCAGGGUAUUAUUGGCGAGAACGGUCUACUGACAGUGGGAAGACCGGUAGCCAGAGACGGAGUCAAGAUUUGCCAGCCUCACGGAACCGAUAGACUCGGUGUACCACUCCCCCGUGGGAUGACUGGGGAGAUCCACUAUAGUGCCGGUGCUUGGCGCAAUCACACCAUGUACAUUGGACGUGAGGACACCGAUGACACGUGCUAUACGGAUUACGCAGGCAAGCGCUGGCUAAUCACCGGUGACGAGGGCAUGAUGGACAGCCAAGGGCGUCUGUACGUGGUCGGUCGACUCAAGGAUACGAUAAUCCGGGGAGGCGAGAACAUUUCCCCGGUGGCCAUUGAGGUGCGUCUGGCCAAUAAUCCGAAGCUAGCAUCCAAGUCUAUUCAAAUUGUCGGACAACCGGACCCAAUCAGCGGAGAGGUUCCAAUCGGUGUGAUUGCCAGCGGUCCAGAUUUCAGCGAGACUGCAGCAGAGAUCUAUCGCUGCAUCCGUGCCGACAUGGGCCUCAUGUGGGCUCCGCAUGAAGUCAUUCACCUAGCGCAGCUCGGUCUUGAAGACUGGCCUCGCACAUCCAUGGGCAAAGUGAAUCGCAAUACCCUUCGAAAACUGGUACAUAAGCGUUAUGAGAAUUCAUUGGAGGCUUCAGGGGGGAACGGGGGCCAGUCUGGUGCGAUGACUGGCGAUGGACACAUUCGUCAGCAGAUUUUGAGAGCCUGGGCGAGCGCCUUGGCAUUGGAUGAAGAGCAGUUACCCCUUGAUAUAAGUAUUUCGCAAUUUGCCGACAGUCUCUCGGUAGCUCAAGUGAGAGGACAUCUUCGACGUACGGUGCCUGGGCUAGGAAAUAUCUCUGUGAGAGAUGUUUCUGGGAACAACACGUUGUCAGAGCAGAUUGACUUGGUAGUUCAAGCGUGGAGAAGGGAAGGUCAUAAAAGUCCAGAAGAAAGUGAUCAUGAGGGUCCCCCGACUGCAGAUGAAAUGCUGCACACGAUCGGCCAACCAGACCUCUUCACGCCCACCAAGACGCUUGUUAUGGAAGUCAUCGAACAACAGGGCUUCCGCUGGGACGACGUGGCGAGCGUGUUUCCUGCGCAGAAUCUCGUCGACGAGCUCUCUAGAAAUGGCAUGCUUGACACGCUCAGGUUCCAAUAUGCCUUCACUACAAAAACAGAGGGUAGUCUCGAGGUGAGUUGA
Molecule: messenger RNA, 2325 nt
Organism: Penicillium olsonii
Lineage: Eukaryota; Fungi; Ascomycota; Eurotiomycetes; Eurotiales; Aspergillaceae
Source: the annotation of a GenBank genome assembly